AAGUCAUAGCUCGUUUGAAAUGUCAUGUUGAUGUUGCUUCCCAUUUACGCAUUCCCAAGCCGAUAGACUUUAGUUGUUUUUGUUUUCAUUAUUUUACCUACAUUAAGUGUAUGGAUAUGGUCAUGCCAUUUGAUAAGUUUCUUUGGCAUGGUUUUUGCACAUAUGAGAGAAAACCUCAAAAGACUGGCACAUGGAGGAUGCAAGCGAAAUUAAUUUGGAGGUCAUCAGUGAGUCGGAUGAUUCCGAGGCAGUGACUGACCGCCAGCAGACCGGCGAUGUCACCCACAGAGAUGUCCAAGUGUCCGCCUCUGAAAAUGUCUCUGAGGAAGAGGGGGCUAUUCUGCCCCUGGACCCAGCGAUUGUUGCUAAACAAAAGCAAAUUCUUGGCCUCUUGCCCUUCAUCGAGGAAGUGAAAAAUGCGUUUAUGUCGAGUCUGACCCAGGGACAAUUCUCCCGUCUAGAGGCCCUCAUCUGCCUUGUCAAGCGAGACAAUGUGACCCCGUCGACUCUCAAUAAAAUUGAAACGAUUGUAAUGAAGCUGGAGACGAAAUUCGGUGAGAAGGUCCGAAAUAGACAGGCACGCGAGGCCAGUGGUGCCGCAUCAGGCAACCGUUCCGGGGCCCCCGCUCAAAAACGCUUGCUCCAGAAAGGUCAAGCCCCGGAACAAGACACAGCUCUAGCCAAAUCCAAAUCCACAGCCACUGCCGCCGCCUCGCCUCAGAUCAACAACCAGAAACCAAAGGGUUCUGGCUCAAACACAAGCACAGGACUCACAAAGCGCAAAGAGAAGCCCAGCAGUACUGCGAUAAAAUAUGGCGAUAAAAUAUCGAUAAGUUCGUCCAGCAGUGAAAGUGAGGACCACAUGGAAUCAACAAACAGGAAAAGAAAUCCUCAGAGCAGGUCGACAACAUUGUCUGGAUCGAAAGCUUCGACUGAAAGACGCAAAUCCGUUUCACUCGAUCGCCCAUCCCCAGCGAAUAAAGUCGCAGAGGAGCCAGCGCGCAGGUCCUCCAGUUCCCACAGCUUUUCCGCCCACAAGCCACGCAAUGAGCGCAAGAGUACAGCAAAGAGUCAAGGAGCAAGUCGGGAUCAGAAGAAACCAGAGGGUGGCAAGGCGGAUACCAGCCAGAAGGCCAGAGAGUGCGACAGAGUUCCUUCUGAUGGACAAGAUUUACUGUCUGCCAUACGUGAAGCCAGAACCCUGGACAGAGAACAAAAGCAGGCGCGAGAGAAUGCCAAUAGAGAGCGGACCAAAGUUAGAAGUUUGCAAUUCAAUGCCAGCGCCAGCGCCGAUCUAGGAUUCUCGCGCCGAUCCAAUGCAGAUCAAGCAACAGCAAAGACGGCAUUUACCAGACAAUGUGAAGCAGACUCCACAUCGGCGGCGGCAGUGCGUCAGCCAACACCAAACGAGAGGCACCAACAGCAGCAGCCGCCCACAGAGCCAUCGAAUGGUACUCCUACUCUUGCUCCUACUAUUUCUCCUACUCCUCCACCAUCCUUGUGUGAUAGAGAUGCUGCCAGAAGGGAUAGACCAGUCAGUCCACUUUCGGAAGCACGCAAGAAACUGGCCGCUAUGCUGAUGGAUAAGCUGGAUCCCUCCGGGGCUGUGGGAACGGGACUGCCGUGCACAUUGCCACUGGCAUCGAACAGCAUGGAUCCGCGUGGAAAGAAUCCCAAUUACAAAAGUCACGCCUUGUCAGCUGCCGUUUCGAAUGUACUGGCCUCCCCGCCAGCUCCUCCCCCCCUGCCAGUUCCUCCCCCGAGUGUCAUUCGCGAUACAUCGCCAGUGCUGCCGGCACCGCCAAUGAAGGCCUCCUCCGUAUGGAACCGCAUCCCAGGGGCAGUAGCUGAGGAACGAAGCAUGGGCUUUCGACCACGGAAUCUGAACAGCCAUAAUGCGCAUGUGCGGCCUCCGCACAAUGUUCAUGGGAACCAGCGGCCACAAGGACUCCCUGGGAACGAGACGCAAUCCUCGGGCCCUGCGCCCCAUUUGUCCAAAUACUUUCAUCCUUCCGAUCCGAGAUCGAUGCCACGUGAAGCCACAUGGGAUCCACGUGAGACACGGGAUCCACGCUGUCAGAAUAUGCCACGACCGAACCAUCAGCACAAACAUCAGCACCAGGGCUAUUCUCAGGGCAACUCCACGAACUGGCAACCUUCGUCCUGGAAUGGCAAUAACAAUAACAAUAGAAAUGAAACAAAUCCCUUUAAUGGUGGAGGUAGACCUAGUCCCGAUCCUGGGUUUCUGCCUGGACCUAGACCCAACUUCGGUGGAGGCAGCUUUCGUGGCGGCCCCGGUGGCAUUAGCCAUCGAUACAUGCCACCAGGCGGCGGACGAGGACGAGGCGGAGGGAAUUAUGAUGGGCCGCAUUCGUAUCGCGAGCAUCGUGAGGCCAAGGCCAGGGAGGCAGCAGCCGCUGCCAAGGUGGCCGAGGAGCAGCGCCUGGCGGACAUCGAGAAAAAACGCCAGCUGGAGGCAGCCGACAAGCAGCGGCAGCAGGAGGAGAGCGAUUGUGCGGCAGUAACGUUGGCAGUGACGGCACUACCAGAGCGCCAGUUGGACACCUCAUAUCGCACCGUCAUCGCGAAUGGUCCGGCCAAGAAGAUCGACUUUCGAAUACCCAAAAAAACGUCGACAGCGGCAGCAGCCACGACCAAAGUGGGCCAGUCCUUGGGCAAUGGUAAAGAGGGCGAGAGUGCCAGCUCAUGCACGAGUCCACUCACGAACAAAUCCUGUAAUGAGAGAGAGGAUAACGACAGAGACAAGGAUAAGGAUACGAAUAGGAGUACUGAUAAUAACAAAGAUACUCCUAACGUGGAGAGCGAGAGCCCCAGGAAUAGUCCUAAAGAUCCUAAAGAUAAUCCUAAACCUGAAAGAGCGGAAAAAAAGAAUCGAUCUAAAGAUGCGGAUAAGAACAAAAAUAUGUCUAAAGAUCAGGAUAAACCCAAAAAGGAAGAGACGUCAGCAGCAAAGAAUGCCAACAAGAAAAAGAAAAAGAAGUUGAAGAAGAAAAAAGACAACAAUCAAACGGAAAAGAAGGAGCAAAAAGAAGCAGGCGACAAGAAAGCCUCAUCCUCCACGCCCUCCUCUUUACCUUCCUCUUGUUCCACUGCGGAGACUAUUGCGAAAGGAAACAACUCGAAUAAUAAGCCACAGAUCGAUGGCUCAGGCGCCUCCUGCUCUCUCUCGGAUAACGUAGAGAACGAGCCACCGAUGGUCUGUAUACCCUGUACGCCCUCGGACAAAGCCUCCGAGGGCAAACCGACAACCGACAAACCGGAGAUACAGCCGGAGGACGCUGCAUCGGAUAUUGACCUGAAGAACACAAAAACAAAGGCAGGAAGCCCUUUGGAAGGGAAGCCCGAUAACGCGGCUGCAAGUGGAACUGCAACUGGAACCGCAACUGAAACCGCAACUGCCGAGUCCAUGGCAGCCGCAGUUGCGGUUGCGGAUCCAGUUGCGGGCCAAAAGGUACCCCCCAAACUAUCGAAAAUGAAGAUUUUCCUGGGUCCCAACGGCCACAGUACAUUCCUAUUUAACGACGAUGGCUCCAAGCUGCUCGAGGACUUUGGCCAGAAGUUUAAGGCAAAUCCAAAUGGAGAUACAAAUGGGAGUGAGGAGCAGCAGGGGCCCACAUACAGCCGAAAAAUCAAUCCGAAUAUGCGACGCCGCAAUUCGAUGGCACCGACGGCCAGCCGUCCGCUGGUGGACAGGGCCUUGCUCUUUAAUGGCAGUAGCCUGAUGUAUGAGGACCUCACCGAACAGAAGCGCAAGGAUGAGAAGCAAUCGAUGAAGGCACGCCAUCUGGCGAAUAUAUUCGAGAAGACCAGCGAUAAUUGCCGCGUGUCUACCCAGAAUAUUAUCACUGGAAAGCGGCGCACACGCGGCAUACCCGAAUGUUCCUUCAACGAAACGAAGCUCAGCCGGAACUGCUUCGGUUUGGGUCAGAUAAACAGGUCCGCUAAGGCCACACCCGAGGAAAAGAAGCUACGAUCCAUUACAGUGCCGCAAACAAAACCUGAUAUUCCACAUUCCAAAUCGGAGGCAGACAAGCCGAGAUCGGGGGAGGAUAACAAUUUUGAGACUGAUAUUUCCACCAAACCGGAGGCGACGGAGUUGCAAACGGAGAAGACUCCUCAGCCUGUGAAACGCAAACGAGGCAGACCUCCCUCCUCGCCCAAGAAUGCGAUCGUGCAAGCGAGCAAGAGACCACGACUGGAAAUCGAAGAAAACCGUGCUCAGAUUGAGGUGACGGACUCCGAUGAACAGUCUGUUGCCCCAACACCAACACGGCCGACACCGACACCGCCUGCUCCACCGACCGUGCAUCUAGCACGAGCCAAGCCACGGGCACGCAAGAGGAACGAGCUGGAAAAGCUCAACGAAUAUCUUUCGUCCAUGCACAACGGAGAGGAAGUGACGCGGGCCACUGGAAGACGAGCAUGCACUUUGCAACAGGUGCAACGGCGUUCAGAGUCGCUAUCGCCAUCGCCGUCUCCUUCUCCUCUUCCCAGUCGUAGGCCCAGCCCAAGGGAGAUUCGAAAUGUGGCACGUCGCGGUCGACCCUGUGGACCCCGCGGAAACAACGACGGCAUCAAUCGAGCGUCCACAAUCUGGAAAAGGGAGAAGCCAGUGUUGAAAUGUGUUGUGCGUUUGCGGCGUCACCCAAUGCCAAUACCCCCGCAGUCCCCGAAACAGCCAACGCCAACGCCAACGUCAGCGAAAACGUCAAAGACAACGACAACAACACAACCAAAGCGAAAGGAGGAGCAGAAAAAGCGAAACAAAAAAACACAACUGAAUGUGAACUCCGAAUGGAAUGCCAUGUCCACUGGGGCCAUAGAUUGUGUUGUGUGCCACAUGGAGAUCGAUAAGAAUCCCAUCGGCCACUAUCUGCAGUACCACAAGGAGAACUACAUCUCUCGCCUGGCACCCGGCAUGCUGGACGAACUGCGCGAAGGUCGGGGCAAUCGUUUGCGGUUUGCGGGGGGUGACGGCAGCAGAAUGAAGUACAACUACGUGUGUCCCUUCUGCACGAAGGACCUGCAAAACUCCUCCUUCGGCAACAUAGCGUUGCAUCUGAUUGGGCAUACGGGCGAGAGCAAUACCCAGUGCUCGGCGUGCAAGCAACCCAUGCGACGCCAGGCUACAAUUAAGAAGCAUCGCAAGAAUUGUGUCCCCGAAGCACAAAUAGUUUCCGACCCGAGAACCAGCUGCCUGCCCCUCAGUCUGCAUGUCUGUCCUGUGUGCGAUUACGUGCAGAUGGGGCAGGAGAGACGGGACAGGCAUCUGAUGAAGCAUCAUCGGUUAAACGAACAGCUGAUCGCGGACAUAGAAAUGGAGAAGGUGAUCCUCUGCUGUCGUCCCGCCGAUGACAUACAGAUGAAAACAGAAACGGAAACGGCCGUGCCGAAGCUGAUAUCGCGACGCAGCUCCAUGAUCUAUCCGAAGACCCCCAAGAAGAAGAUUUGUUUCAAGAUAAAGCAACGGAAGCCCGGCAGACCCUCCAAGCUCUCCAAGCGGGGGGACGAGUCCCAAGGGGAGGAGGAAGAUGUGGAAGAGAUUGAAGAGGAUGGCAUGCCAGCGUCACAGGAGAUGCAGGAGAUCGAGGUGCCUCCGCUGAAUGAAGAUGCUGCCGCCGAACCCAUUUUGGUCGUCAACGAGUGCCUCUUGGAUCUUGAUCCCGAAUUAGAAAUGGAUCUGAAGCUGCUGCAUGCCCAGCUGGAGGAGGAUAUCGAGGAGACGGAACUCUUACAAAACGAGUCUGGGCUCCAGCAAAAGAGUGCUGCCGCCAUCACCAUGGUGGAGGAGAAGCCAAUUUUGGCGGAACUGUUGCCAAUGGAAGUGGAGGGCACCGGCAAUGAAGCGCAGGUAACGCAGGAUUCGCCAGCUAAACCCUCAGAGGAGGAGGAGGAGACAGUAGUGCCUGCAGUCCCCGUGGAUACGCAUAUUCCCGACCUGUCUGUGGAUCCCCUCAUGGGCAUUGGAAGCGAUGAUUCCGGUAGCGAAAUGGAUGUCGAUGUGGAUGUGGAGGUGGACACCGUAUCUGCAUGCACAGCCCCCACACCAGCCCCUGGCGCUAAGGAUGUCGAUGAUGAUGACAAGAAGAGGGUCCCCGGGGAUUGGGUCGAUCUGGUCGAGACUGGCUCUCAGGAUGGGUCCCGCUCCCAGUCGAUAUUCCGAAAAUUCAAUCGUUACUACUCCCGCCUCACCAACAGAACGGGUGGAGGAGUAGGUUCAGGUUCAGGAGGAGGCGGACCACGUCACUCAACAUCCCGUAUUACGCCAGCCGAUCCAAAUGAACUUAUGCCCGAAAUGCGACCCUUGGAACCAGAACCAGAACCAGAACCAGAAAAAGCACGGGAGAUACAGAUAAAGCCAGUACUGUCCGCCCCAACUGCAGCUCUAGCAGCUAAGCCAACUCCUUCCGAAAUAGUAGUAGCAGCAGCAGCAGCAGGAGGAGUACCUGCCCCCGGGGACACCACACCAAUGUCGGCAUUGACGCGAGUGGAGAACGUGGCCUACCGCAUGAGGGAGACCACACUGCCGGCGAGUGCCGUCUACUGCUGCGUGUAUCCCGGCUGUUCGUUUCUCUUCUCAAACGAGCGCGAGGGCCUGGAGCGACACUUUGCCAUCGAGCAUCCGCAGGUGUCCUGGAGCGGCGGCUGUUUCGCCUGCAUCACCCAGGACCAGACAAAGGCGCUACUGACACUACCGCGCAGCAUUGCAGAUGAGCUGCAUCACCUGGCCCAGAAGCAUAUGCCUGCUGCAGCACCUGCAGCGAAUCCACCCGAGCAGCUGCUGCCCGCGGCCAAGCCAGCACUGCCCAAGCUUCGAGUGCGUCGCUUCAGUGGCGACUUACUCACGAAAGCUGCAAAGCAAGUCGAACAGGACCAGAUACAGCAACAGCAACAGCAGCAGCAACAGGAAAAUGUAUCCUCGAACCAAGUGGAUGUGGAUAUGCAUGGGAAUGUGGAAGGAGAUACCCUGGCUAAUGUUAUGCUCAGGGAUCUGCUAAAGGCCACGCCACGACCUAUCAACCAGCUGGCGGACUUAAAUGCCGCCGGACUGGGGGAAUUUCUUUGCGCCAAGCCUGCCACUCCGCCUGCAUUAUCUCCCAGGGAAACGGAAACGCAAGCCCCAAGGGCUGCAGAUGGGAAUGCAAAUGGAAACGAAAAGGCAAAUGAAGAACUGCUGUACAAUAAUAGGAAGAACACAGGCCUCCAAAUCGUGACUGUGUGCCAUGUGGAUGAACCCCAGAAUGAACCAGCAGAACCCCAGGCAAUGCCACCAGUCCUGCCUGAGUCACUGGCAACAGUUAACAAUGGCCAUUUUAUGGUGACUCAAAGCAUCUCUGCGAAUCACGUCAACAUAUGCCUGGCAGCUCCAACAGCAGCAGGUUCAGCUGUAGCUGCAUCUGCAGCAGCGGAAAAGGGUGCUCCCGCUGGAGCACCACCAACAACAGCCAACCGUCGUCCAAAUCUCCACUUGUCGCAGGAUCGUUUUCGCUGCAUGGCCGCUGGAUGCGGCUAUUGUGCCCACACAGUGAUGUGCAUACGGGAGCACAUGAAUUUUCAUCGUUUCAGCUUUGGGAGCGCCGACUACCUGUACUGCGCCUACUGCCCUCAUGUGGCCUCCGAUGUGGAUGACUAUGUGCGACAUGGCGUCCUUGUGCAUGGCCUGGCGCCGCGCCAUGAGCUGGAAACAGCUACAACCACACGGCCGGGCGGGGAGUUGUCUGUUAGCGAGCAGAUUCAUAAGACAUUCACCCAGCAAAGGAAGGCAUUUACAGCGACAGUUCCACCGGCAGUGCCAGUGUCAGCGUCAGCGCCAGCAAAGGAGAAAGUACAGCCACAGCUACAGGGAAAGGAAACGGCUCCAGGCAACCCACAUGGAGGAGUAUCUCUUUCCAAAGUAUUGGUCAGAUAUCUAGAGCCUACAGGAUAUGGGGACGACAAGCUGUUCGAAUGUCCGCAGAGGACCUGCGGGGCCCGACUGACGAGCGAAUCGUUUGUCAACCACAUCCACUACCACAUACGCAGCUCCAGCUCCCGCAUGGACACGGAGCUGGUUAAGUGUCGGUAUUGUCGCACGCUGGAGACGCCGCCAAUGCUGCGGCAACAUAUGCUGCUGCAUCAUGCGCGGCAUAAUUAUAUCUGCAGCCUGUGCCUGGAGACGGGCACCAGCAAGGAUAUGGUGAUAUUCCACGUCCAGAAGUGCCAUUCAGAGGUGCUCGGCCUGCCCAAUCACUCCUUCAAGGUGAUGGAAGUCUCCCUGCAGGAGGGCCACGCUGUAAUGGCCGCCCACAGUUCCACGGUGUGUCAUGUGGUUGGGGUGCUGUUGCCUUUCGAGCAAGAGCAGCUGCAGGCUAUGAAGUUCAAGCUGAUCCGCGAACUGAAGCUGCGCGAGGCCGGCACAAAGUUUGUAUUUCGCUCUUCGGAGGCGAAGCUGCUGCCCAGCGGCCACACUGUGCUGACGGUGCAGCUGCGUUGCGCCGAGUGUCUGUAUGUCAGCUCUGAGGUUGUGCACAUGCAGCGACACCUGGCCAUGCACAAGGUGCAGACGAUUGGUGCGUUCGUGGAAUCACAGCGCAUCGUGCAGACUAGCCCCGAAAUCCCCGAGCCAUCUCCGGUGAAAGAAGAUGUGGCCAACGGAGCUGGGGGACAACAUACGGUGGUCAAUCCGUACAUGCUGUACGUACCCUCAGCGGGUCGCUUUGUCUGCGGUGCAUUGGACUGCGGCAUACAGCUGCCAACGCAGCAGGCCCUCAUCGAGCACAUGUCGAAGGAGCACAAGUACACGGAUGUGCUGUGGUGCCCCUUCUGCCGCUGCCGUCAGCCCAGCAAGUUAUCCGUCACAAAGUACUUGAAGCAUCUGCUCACCCACAAGCAUCACGUUUAUCAGUGCGGUUCCUGCUCUCGCUGCAAUCCCGACCGUUAUUCCAUUGAGCGGCACAUCAUGGACCGGCACCCGAAAAUCAAUGUAGAUGUGGUGAUACACAGGCAGGAGGUAAAUGCACGGCUAAAGACCACAGCCCGAUGGAUUAAGUUGCCCAAGCUAUCGAAGCACCCAACUCACAAUCAACUCAUAUGCAAUCUGUGCCAGCACAUGGACAACGCAAUAAUAAAGAUGCGCGCACAUGUAGAGGCAGUGCAUGGCAUUAAGCAUCAGUACAUCUGCCCUGUGCGUGCGCCGCAGUGUAGUUUUGGGGCAAAUGAGCCCGUCUCCGUCAUUCAGCACAUUCUGGAUAAUCAUCCGAGUGAGCAGGUGCAGCCAGCGCUUAUCUAUCAGCGCCCUAUCGCGCGGAAAAGGCAAACGAUGGGGUUCUACUGCUGCCAGUGUCGGCUGGCCUUUCUCAGCUUCCAGCGGAUCGUGGCCCAUCUCAAGGAGCAGCAUGCGUGCCUCUGCCAAUACAAGUGUCCGCAUUGCGAGAUCAGUUGCGCUCAGGAGCGAAGCGUUAUCUCGCACAUGAUUGACGAACAUCCGGACCUCAAGGGACUGGCUAUCUGCCAGUUCGAGCGAGUGUUUACUGAUCUACCCGAUAAGCUGGCCUGGGCCGAGGCCUAUCCGAUUGAGGAGGCACAGCAGCGUGAGCAGCAGCAACAGGAGGAAGAUCAAGAGGAGGAUCCAGACGAAGAGGAGAACGAGCAGCCAGAGGAGCAGGAAGUUCAGCAGCCCCCCCUUGCUGUCAAUUCAAGGAUCAGUGAGGUGAUCGAUCUUCUCGACUCGGAUGAUGAAACAGAGACUGAGAGAGUGACAGCGCCAGCGCCAGCGCCAGCACCAGUGACAGUGACAGCGACAGCGAAUCGGAAUGUCAGCGAACCCUUUAACGAGAGUUUACGUGUGUCUAUUGCAGAGAAGGAUAAGACCCUGAUCGAAUCCUAUUUGCGUAAUCAUUUCUAUAUUUUCUGCUGCGAUCAUUGUGGUUUCACCUCACGGAAUCUGAUGGAAAUGAAAACCCAGCACUGGGCAAAGGCGCAUGCGAAGCGAUCUUUCAUGUUCCGGGUGCAGCCGAUAUUGAUGUGCUGCCAAUGCAAGUCCUUUAAUGGCAGUGCUAAAGAGCUGCGUGACCAUCUGAUGUCAGCGCACCAACAUAAACGCCUGGUCAGGACGUUCGGCUGUGAUGUGCGUCGGCCCAGGGAGUGCGGGUUCUGCGAUUACAAUUAUCAGAACUGGGAGGAUCUCAGCAGCCACAUGGAGCAGGCGAAUCACCAGGCAAACGAUCUGAAGAACAUGACGGACUCGGGUCUGGAGGUGCUGCUGAAUCUGAAUCGAAGCAAAAACGGGGCCGAGUAUUAUCAAAAGUGCAGCCUGUGCCAGAAGAUACUGCCGGAUCAGAUAGCGAUGUACCAUCACGGACAGCAGGAGCACGCCAAUCAGGGUUUCAGCUUCACGAAUGUCCACCCGCUGAUGUUUCGCUGCGUAUACUGUGUGUUCUCCUCGCAGGAAGAGAUGGUCACGCUGCAGCACAUGAUCUCCCACUUUGGGGGCUUCCAAAGGUGCCAUUUUUGCCAGAUGGAUCAACCCGGUGGCUUCCAGCAGUACAUCCAGCACUGCUACACGAAUCACCAAGAAAGAGUUGGUCGUUUCCGGCAAGUGUACACGUACCGGGUGAUUUUGCGAUUCCUUAUGCAGACGGCCCUCCAAUUCCAGAACGGUCUGAUCAUAAGCAAGAACAGUUUGCUCAACACACGCUACAAUAGCGAUACUCUAAGUCGCCAGCUUUACGAAGAGUUGAUGGCCCUGGCCGAACGUCCGCCAAUUCCCCGGAUUCAUAUAGGUCUCAAGAAUACCACACCUAUCGCCAUCCAGGGGCUCCAGGGGGAGCCAGUGCCAAAAAAAGCCAAGAUCAGCCAGCGACGUCAGACCCUGGGUCCAGAUGAGUUAAUCAGGGCGAAUCCACCAGCAGUAGCAGCCGUCGCACCAAGCCCAGCCGCAGCCCUUUCACCAAGCCAAGCCGCAGCCUUCGCACAACGCCCAGCCGUAGCCCUCGCACAACGCCCAGCCGUAGCCCUCGCACAACGCCCAGCCGCAGCUCACGGCAGACCAGCGAAUACUACUUGGUCCACCUCGUUCACGGGAACUAAUCCCACAGCUCCACUGCAGCCGCCGCCACCAGCAGCAGCAAAAGUAGUAGCCGGCAAUCAACAGACUACAUCGACAGCUGGACCACAGAACAUAAUAAGGAACCUUAAGCGACGCAACAGCGUUGUGAUCUUUAGUCGUCCCUAGGGAUGUCUCUGGUAUCCUCCAUACAUAGGAAAGACUAUUACUAUUCAAAUUACACUUAAAAAGUAUGAGAUCAAGAGAUGAGAUCAGCCAUUUCUGAAACUGCCUGUUUUCACGCGAGAGAGAGAGGUGUUGUGCUAGUUCCAAACUAAAAACAUACAAUUUAUAUACACAACAUUUUGGUUUGCUUUUAAGCAAGAUGAAAAUUAUUGCUACAUUUGUAAGCAUUGAAAACUAAACCGAUUUCCAAGCGAUCAUUAUGAGAGAGAUAGAAAUAGUGAUAGAGGAAGAGAAAGAGUCACUCUAUGUGACCAAGCGAUCAUUAUGAGAGAGAUAGAAAUAGAUAUAGAGGAAGAGAAAGAGUCACUCUAUGUGACCAAGCGAUCAUUAUGAGAGAGAUAGAAAUAGAGAUAGAGGAAGAGAAAGAGUCACUCUAUGUGACCAAGCGAUCAUUAUGAGAGAGAUAGAAAUAGAGAUAGAGGAAGAGGAAGAGUCACUCUAUGUCUAUAUCUGUCAUAAUGAAAUCGGUUUAGUUUUCAGCGAGACAUUCGGGGAAAGACAAGAUAUUUUUUUUUUUUGUAAAUUAAGUUAAACCUAGUGUUUACGAUUACUUGUACACCCAAAGAAUCAAUUAUUAUCAAUAUUA
Messenger RNA from Drosophila miranda, 11876 nucleotides. RefSeq lists its product as uncharacterized. Gene Ontology annotation, cellular component: nucleus. The transcript is spliced from 6 exons. The record is from RefSeq and is a predicted model, not a curated record. The coding region runs from base 191 to 11233 and encodes 3680 amino acids. Gene Ontology annotation, biological process: regulation of gene expression. Lineage: Eukaryota; Metazoa; Arthropoda; Insecta; Diptera; Drosophilidae.